This is a messenger RNA of Rhizophagus irregularis DAOM 181602=DAOM 197198, 702 nucleotides long. The record is from RefSeq and is a predicted model, not a curated record. NCBI's taxonomy places the organism in Eukaryota, Fungi, Glomeromycota, Glomeromycetes, Glomerales, Glomeraceae.
UAUUUCCUAAUAAAUUAUCAGCGAAUAUUAAUGUGAUCUCUUUUAAAUUUCGACAAGAUUUAAUUAAACUUUCAAAAUCAUUUUUAUAUUCAUCCGAAUACCAUACUUUUACCACCUCUAAAUUUGGACAAUAUCUUAUUAAUGAUUGAUAAUAUGAUUUAAUAUGUUCAGAUUUCGGUAUCAAUGUAUCUGUUUCAAUAUUUAUUUGUUUUAAUAAUAAUCCAUUAUUAAUAACUUGUUGUUGUUGUUCUCGAUGUUGCUGUUGCUCUUCUUCAUCUUCUUGUUGUUGUUGCUGAUGAUGAUGCUGCUGCUGCUGUUCAAUCUGAGCCUGUACUUGAUCCUGCUGAUCCUGUUGUUCAUUCUCACUAUCAUGUUCAUUUUCAGUUUCAUUUUCAAUAUUUUCAUUCUCAUGUUCAUUUUCAUUUUCUUCGGUUGUGAUUAUAGUAGUAGUAGUAGAAGAAGUACCUUCAAUCAAUUUAAUAACAUAUUCAAAUUCACUAUCCACAAUCCCAUCAAUAAUUAAACAUUCAAGAUCUAACCAAUUAAUAUGUUCCAAAUUACUUAAAUCUCUUGUAAGAAGAGAACUAUUAUUACGUACCCCAACCAAACCAAUCCUAUUAAAAAUAUUAUUAUUGUUAUUGUUGUUGUUGUUGUUGUUAUUGUUGAUAUUGUUGAUAUUGUUGUUAAUUUGAUUUGGAUUUG